Messenger RNA from Oncorhynchus kisutch (coho salmon), 7314 nucleotides. It is a transcript of the gene ankle1, whose product is annotated as ankyrin repeat and LEM domain containing 1. Gene Ontology annotation, biological process: double-strand break repair via homologous recombination; resolution of meiotic recombination intermediates. Lineage: Eukaryota; Metazoa; Chordata; Actinopteri; Salmoniformes; Salmonidae. Gene Ontology annotation, cellular component: cytoplasm; nucleoplasm. The transcript has 9 exons. The record is from RefSeq and is a predicted model, not a curated record. The coding region runs from base 3098 to 6832 and encodes 1244 amino acids. Gene Ontology annotation, molecular function: DNA endonuclease activity; protein binding.
GGUUAUGUUGCUAUUGAGUUAGGGGUAGUUAUGUUUGUUAUUGAGUUAGGGGUAGUUAUGUUUGUUAUUGAGUUAGGGGUAGUUAUGUUUGCUAUUGAGUUAGGGGUAGUUAUGUUUGCUAUUGAGUUAGGGGUAGUUAUGUUUGUGAUUGAGUUAGGGGUAGUUAUGUUUGCUAUUGAGUUAGGGGUAGUUAUGUUUGCUAUUGAGUUAGGGGUAGUUAUGUUUGCUAUUGAGUUAGGGGUAGUUAUGUUUGCUAUUGAGUUAGGGGUAGUUAUGUUUGCUAUUGAGUUAGGGGUAGUUAUGUUUGUUAUUUAGGAACGGGGUAUGGAUAGUAAUGUUUGUUAUUUAGGAAAGGGGUAUGGAUAGUAAUAUUUGUUAUUUAGGAAAGGGGUAUGGAUAGUAAUGUUUGUUACUUAGGAAAGGGGUAUGGAUAGUAAUGUUUGUUAUUUAGGAAAGGGUAUGGAUAGUAAUGUUUGUUAUUUAGGAAAGGGAAAGGGGUAUGGAUAGUAAUGUUUGUUAUUUAGGAAAGGGAAAGUGGUAUGGAUAGUAAUGUUUGUUAUUUAGGAAAGGGAAAGGGGUAUGGAUAGUAAAAUUUGUUAUUUAGGAAAGGGAAAGGGGUAUGGAUAGUAAUAUUUGUUAUUUAGGAAAGGGGUAUGGAUAGUAAUGGUGUUGUGUAAACUGAGCUGAUCUACAGUAUAAUCUCCAUUGACACUCCAUAAAAACUUAUCCAAAUGUACUUGCGAUUAGUCUAAUUCAUUUAAAAUAAAAUGACAUUUUUUGGUAGGAAACAAUAAUUCUUGAAGAAGUUAAUGCUUGUUAACCAUUUUAUUGUCAUAGUUAGUAACAUGACUAUUGUAAGGAAAAGAUAGACGGCUAUGGCUUCAGUUAGUAAAUCUACUAUGAAACGCAAUACUGUGGACAACAAAUGAGGUCCUGUUUUUAAAUUAAUAUAUUUUGGAAUAUAGAAUGACAUUUUUUUAAAUACAUGUAGCUGGGUAUUUCUUUAGAGUAAAUUAUGUGCUGAUUGAUUAUUCAAAAGGUACGGGAUGAAACAAUCUUUCCCAAACUCAGUCCUAGGGAACCCAAGUAAAAAAAAAUGCCCUAGCGCUACAAAGCUGAUUCAAAUAAUCAACUAAUCAUCAAGCUUUGAUAAUUUGAAGCAUCUGUGUAGUGUAAGGGGUCCCGGGGAUCGAGUUUGGGAAACGCUGUGAUAAAGGAAAGGAACUGUAAAAACAAAACUAUUGAAAUGUAGCCAUAGAUUUCAGAAUUUAUUACAUAAAGUGGCCUGUACCCUGAUCGAUAGCUAGCUAAAUAAAUAUUGAAUGAUCUAUAGCUAGUUUAAAAAAAAAUUGGCUGAUCUAUAGCUAGCUAAAUAAAUAUUGACUGAUCUAUAGCUAAGCUAAAUAAAUAUUGAAUGAUCUAUAGCUAGUUAAAAAAAUAUUGACUGAUCUAUAGCUAAGCUAAAUAAAUAUUGAAUGAUCUAUAGCUAGUUUAAAAAAAAUAUUGACUGAUCUAUAGCUAGCUACAUAAAUAUUGAAUGAUCUAUAGCUAGUUAAAAAAAAUAUUGACUGAUCUAUAGCUAAGCUAAAUAAAUAUUGAAUGAUCUAUAGCUAGUUAAAUAAAUAUUGAAUGAUCUAUAGCUAGUUAAAAAAAUAUUGACUGAUCUAUAGCUAGUUAAAAAAAUAUUGACUGAUCUAUAGCUAGCUAAAUAAAUAUUGAAUGAUCUAUAGCUAGUUAAAAAAAAUAUUGACUGAUCUAUAGCUAGCUAAAUAAAUAUUGAAUGAUCUAUAGCUAGUUUAAAAAAUAUUGACUGAUCUAUAGCUAGCUAAAUAAAUAUUGAAUGAUCUAUAGCUAGUUAAAAAAAUAUUGACUGAUCUAUAGAUAGCUAAAUAAAUAUUGAAUGAUCUAUAGCUAGUUAAAAAAAAUAUUGACUCAUCUAUAGCUAGCUAAAUAAAUAUUGAAUGAUCUAUAGCUAGUUUAAAAAAAUAUUGACUGAUCUAUAGCUAAGCUAAAUAAAUAUUGAAUGAUCUAUAGCUAGUUAAAAAAAUAUUGACUGAUCUAUAGCUAGUUAAAAAAAUAUUGACUGACCUAUAUCUAGUUAACUAAAUACAUGGUGAAAGAAUAUUUAAGAAUAACUCGUAACUAACGAAACAAGGAAAUGAUUCCUCUUUACUUCAUUGAGAUAAACACCAUAACCGAAAGGUUGCAAGAUCGAAUCCCAAGGUAAAAAGGUAAAAAUCAGUUGUUCUGCCCCUGAACAAGGCAGUUAACCCACUGUUCUUAGGCCGUCAUUGAAAAUAAGUAUUUGUUCUUUAACUGACUUACCUAGUUACAUAAAGGUAAAAUUAAAAAUACAUGCCACACAAUUUUGAUGGUAAAGUCUAAUUGGUUCGAAUGCUGACAGAUACUAGAUUAAACCAAUCAGUAUUAUCUGUAGGUGGGAUAUUGGACGCAAAAUAGGCUGAUGCAGGGUCAUGGUGGAUUGGGAAGUGGGUUAGUGUUAGUGGGGGAAAACCCAGAUGGGGUGUGAGGAAUGUGUUGAGGUACAGAUUGUGAAGCAUGUCCUGUUAUAUUGCAGGCGGUAUACUGAGGAUAGGAGGACAUUUUUCUGUGAGAUGGCUGAGUUGGGUGUCACCACAUAUGUCUUGCUUGUCCUAUGUUGCUCUGCGGGUGCUCACUGCUCAAUGAUUGUCUAUAUUGUAAUUGUUUUUAAUAACCUGCCCAGGUUAUUGAUUAAUGUGCACUGUCCCUGUAAAAAAUAAACUCAAACCGGCCUGCAACUAGGAUUGUGAGGCCAUUAGAUAUUUAAAUGUGUAAUUCGCACUCCGACCUGAGAAAGGCAGCGAUACGCAAUACGGCAUCUAGUCUGCCGGAAACGGACAGGCGGGGUUUAUGAACUUGGAGGGAACUUCAACACAACAAACCAAGAAAGGAAAUCGAAGAUGAAAUGUGAAUUUAUCAAAAUUGCUAAACAUAAAUAAAUAAACGAAACCGAUUGCAUCCGACGUGCACGAGAACUUGGGUUGCAUGCUUUUAGUUCGGUAGCUAAAGUAAAAGCUUUGAUGACCAGACGAAAUAUUGCAGAAGUACGCGAGUCAUGCAGCAUCGAAGCAAGACCAGUCUGGCAACACAGCUGUGCAAAGCUGUGACUGACGGAGAACCAAGAACCGUGCAGAUUCUUCUCGCACAAGGAGCAAAUCCCAAUCUUGUCGGAAGUAACGGUGUUGCUGCUGUGCAUUUGGCAGUUGGCAAAGAGACGGAGAAAAGUAUACGCAGCCUGAAGUUAAUUCUACAACAUGGGGCAGACCCCAACAUCCGGUCUUCGGAUGGCUUGACACCCCUGCACGUAGCAGCGUUAUGGGGUUGCUAUCAGAAUCUCAAACUGCUGUUAAAGAAUGGAGGGAACGCAAACUUAAAGGAUCAGGAAGGGAACAAACCAGGUGAUCUGGCACAACAACAGGACAACCGCAGAUGUGCCCACCUCCUUCAGGAGUACCAGUCUCAGUCCUUGGACACAGAGGAGGAAGAUCUGCCUCAAUUCCAAUACUCUGUUUACAAUGGCCAAGGUGACGCAUCAAGCUACACUGAGUCCGAAGACUGCAGUGUUCUCUCUCACAGCAUGUCCUUGCUGAGUGACUUCGGGGAGGGCCCACUGAGUAGCACACGACAGACCUCGUUCUUUGAACUGUCUGCUAUUAGCAACAGGCACAGUUGGAGAAGAGGAUCCCAUUCAGGGGCGUCUGAUUAUAAAUCUAACCCUGAGGUGCGCCACACCAACGAUUGGGACACGGACUCUGACUGGGAGCCUCCAUCAAUGUUAUCCAGCACUCGUAUGUCCGUCGCAGGUCCCAGAGCCGCACUUCCUGUACUUCGGGAGGAUGCACCACUCGCUGACUGCAGUGCGCUGCAUCCGUCUGUAACUGGGAACAGACUCUCUCCUCCUCCGUUGGACCUCCUCCCUCCUUGCUUUUCACGACGCACGAGCCGCAAGAGUGUGAGCUUCAGAGAGGAAGUGGACGAAUACUUCCCUGUUUUUAGUUCAGAAUCUCCGAGGCGGGAGCCAGGGGGUCAGGGUACUGCCUACUCUAAAGACUAUACUCUCGACUUCUCGGAAUACUCCGAGUUCCUGGAUCCAGAGCGCAUGGCCACCGUCCUACAUCACCAGGGGAUCGACGUCACCUCCCCUGAACAUGUGUUUGUAUUCUCCAAGGAUAAUAAUGAGUGCACUGAGAUCGACAUGGAAAAAACAUUUGUUGGACACUUCCCAUUUGAGGAAGAGAACGGAGAAGUCGUUGAGAAUCAGGUAGAAGAAGUGAAGGUCCCAUUAUGUGGCUCUGCUGGCAGCAGCAGUAGCAGCGGAGCUAGUAGGUACAGCAGCUGUGAUAGUGACCACUACAUUACGACCCUGGAGGCGUCCCCCAGGCGGGUCUCAGCCUCUGAAGAGGAGCGUAAAGUGAAAAGCAGAGGUGUCGAAGACGACAAACACACACAAAAUCCUAUGAACACUAACAAUGUAGAUACUGAUGAAACUCCUAACAGCUCAGAGAGGUCAAAACCAGCCAUGGUAGAACUACCAGCCAUGGUAGAUAACCUUACAUUGACUGACAAAAUAUCUCCAACCAAAGGUCCAGGUUGUGAAAAAAUAUUUCCAGAUGCUGUCUUAGCGGGUAAUGUUGAAGAGUUGUCAACAAGACCGACUGAAUGCACUCCCAGACCUGGUUCUACUCCAGCGUUGGAGGAGGACCUGCCUCUGACCCCAAGUCCCUUUGUCACUGGUAGGACGCACUCGCGGCUGAGUCGCUGCUCGGUAAUUAGCGGCAAGACCCCCGAAAGCCUCCUCUCCACCUCCUCGCUGUUUGAGCAGACCUUGCCUACGCCGACACGCACACGCCGCCAAAACAUCAAGUCGCAAGGCAGCGACAACGUCUUUUACGACACGCCAUGCGGGCGUAGUCGCACCCCAGUCUUUUCUGGAAACGGGACAGCUAGUACUUCUGGGGACUCAUUUGUCAUCUACGAGAGCCAAGAGCCUCAAUCUAGCACUCUCAGAGCCGACAGAAGUCAAGGGUCAUAUGUCAGUGCCAGCCAAGCGGACACCCUCAUCAUCGCCAAGGACGACAGAGGUCAGGGAUCUUGUGUUAGUGCCAGCCAAGCGGACACCCUCAUCAUCGCCAUGGACGACAGAGGUCAGGAAUCUUGUGUUAGUGCCAGCCAAGCGGACACCCUCAUCAUCGCCGAGGACGACAGAGGUCAGGGAUCUUGUGUUAGUGCCAGCCAAGCGGACACCCUCAUCAUCGCCGAGGACGACAGAGGUCAGGGAUCUUGUGUUAGUGCCAGCCAAGCGGACACCCUCAUCUCUAAAACCAUGGCUGACACAGUCAUCGUAACUCCAAGUUUAGCUGACAAAUUGUCUUUACUGGAUAAUUACUUUACUUUAAAAAAUCCUCACAAAGAGACUGUACCCACUUAUCUGAGAAAAGACGUUCUUGAAAGUGGUGAAUUUCUAACCGACGAUUUGUCCAGCUCCAGUGAUGCAGUGACCAAGGAGGGGACAGUUGGUAGCUUUGGGCCAAGAGUGGAGGAAUCCUGGACCACAGAGGAGGCCGACUCAAGCUCAUCUUUGUCAAGUUCCCAGACUCCAUCUUCAUCCAGCUCCAGUUACUUCUCUCCAAAAAGAGAUCAGCCCCCCUCGACCCCAGGCACUACCCCGCGCUACAGCAUGAGUCGACUCUCCCACUUCCACAAGCCUCAGCGGCUGGCCAGCCUCUCCUACACUCCAGGCGGACGUCCUGUAAUACCAGACCAGGAGGAACCGGUGGAGUACCUCUACACGGACACGGAGCAGGGUCACGAACUGAUCGAGACCCACGUCCCACCUGCGGCCAACACCUCGCUCAGCUCCAACAUGAGCACGUUCAGUGGCGAGGACACAGUGCUUUACGACUGGCGCUCCCUGCAGGGUGGUGGAGGUACGGAGGCCAAAGGGAAGGAGAACCAGGAGCCCGUGGUGGCUCAGGAGUGGUCAGAGACCAAAUGCCUGACGGACAAGGAGCUGAGACGCAGGCUUGUGGAGAUGGGAGAGAGUCCGGGACCCAUAAGUCAUCGUACCCGGCCAGUGUACAUGAAGAGGCUAAGGCGGCUGUUGCUGGAGCCGGACACUCAACAACUACUGCCGGACCAACCCCAAGGUCCUGCGCAGGGACACAGUCCAGAGCUGUGUGUGGCCCUGCGGACGUUGGUGCUGCCCGACUGCCAGGAGGAUGAGCUGGCGCUGUGCCAGCAGUUUGACCAACCAGACCAGAACAGGAAGUGGCGGGAGGGCGUCAUCAAGUCCAGCUUCAACUACCUGCUACUGGACCCCAGAGUAACAAAGAACCUACCGUAUCGGAGUCAUUCCAUGAGCCCUAUGGAUUGUUUUCAGACUUUCAUCAGCGCUAUAUUCUACGUGGGUAAAGGCAAACGCUCCCGACCCUACAGCCAUCUGUACGAGGCUCUAGACUACCACCGAGGAGAUAAGACUUCUAAGAAACUGUGCUCCAAGGUGCAGCACAUCCUCCAGGUUUGGAAGGCCGAGCAGGGGGUGAUCUCUCUGCACUGCUUCCAGAACGUCAUCCCCGUGGAGGCCUACACGCGUGAGGCCGUCAUGGUGGACGCCAUUGGCUUGAAGAUGCUGACCAACCAGAAGCGAGGGGACUACUACGGGGUGGUGUCCACGUGGCAGUUGAAGAGGAAGAGGGAGCUGGGGGUGCACCUGCUCUACAGGGCCAUGCAGAUCUUCCUGGCUGAGGGAGAGAGGCAGCUCAGACCUCCUGAUAUCAGGGUGGGACAGUAGUGCCCCCCAGUGGGUAGAGUUGGGUACUGCACCAACAGAAAAUGAAAGUGUUUAUUGAACAAGGUGUUGACUAGUUUACUCCAUUCAGACGAAACUUGGGCUUAAAGGUCCAUUGCAGCUGUUUUUAUCUCAAUAUCAAAUCAUUUCUGAGUAAUAAUUAAGUACCUUUUAUUAUGAUUUGUUUUCAAUUAAAAUUGUUAAAAAAGGAACAAAAAAUAACUUCUGAGACUAAGAGCAAUUUCUCAAGCAAGAAUUUUGAUGGGACUGUCUAGGAGUGGUCUGAGUGGGGAGAGGAACAUUGAAAAUGGACAAAUUUACAGCCUGUUGAUGUUACCGGGCAGGUCAAAACUCCAUCCCACCAAAACAGGCUGACAUUUCAGGCGGUGGUUUCAAACAGCACUAAAAGGGUAUUAUCAUCAUUUUCACAAUAUUAUUUCAAGCUCAUAGUGUGGGAAGUUAAUAAAACCACAUUUUUGACUGUA